Pediculus humanus corporis (human body louse) is the source of this 819-nucleotide messenger RNA. RefSeq lists its product as uncharacterized. The transcript is spliced from 2 exons. Bases 1 to 819 code for a protein of 272 amino acids. The record is from RefSeq and is a predicted model, not a curated record. Lineage: Eukaryota; Metazoa; Arthropoda; Insecta; Psocodea; Pediculidae.
AUGAAUCAUUGUAGAAAAAUCAAAGUGAAAAUAUACAAAGAUGGAACAGAUUCGGGUAUAGAUAACACGUCAGACACGAGCGACAGCAACGAUGACAAUCCUUUGGGAAAACGUUAUAGAAAAGUACAAAUCGCGGACGAAAAAGAGUCGUCGUCGACGACGUCGACGACGCAGCAGCAGCAUCAGCAGGAGCAUAAAAGAAAAAAGAAAAAUUGCGACAUAAUGGAGUAUUUAAAAUUCAACGAAAAUCUUUACGAUUGCGAUAACAAAACCGGAAAACAAUUUUUCAAUUCUUUGAUUUUAGGUCAAUACGAAACGGUGGAUUUUACGAUAAAUUCAAACACGGCGGGUAAACCAUCAUGGCUGAACGUGGAAAAAUUUCGAAGGGGUCAAAAAUUUGCAAGAGAUCAUUUUUUUUGCAUAAAUUUUGCGGAAAUGCUGUCGCUGUUUAUAUUGUUCGCGCAAAAAUCCGCACUCGACGCGUUGAUUUACACGGGAAAUUCGGAUUCUCCUUACACGGCUUUCGUUAGGUACCUGAGCACGGUCGUCAAAUUAUUAUCGUGGUACCAGGACGACGACGUUUGGAACGACGAGGUCGAAAGUUUCGGAAAGAAUAAUUUAACGAUAGUACGUGGAAUGCAUAAAAACGUGUACACGUCAAUGACGAACAGUUCGAACGAUGAAUUAAUGACUAAAACGACAUUGGGUGAUCCGUCGCGCGUCGCUCUAUGGUGUCCGUUACAAAGUUUACUCUUGCAAGAUUUUCCAAACGCAUUUCGCUAUAAAAUGACUACGGAUAAAUUUUCGCCAUUAAAAUAA